GUACAUUUCCAACCCAAUAUAAAAGCCAAGAGUGAGGCACCAAUAGUUUCACUCAGAAGUAUUAUUAGGCCACAUGGAAGGAGACUCAAGUAGAGGCAGCAAGGCAAAACAAGGGGGACAGAAAGAUGUCAAGUACAGAGGAGUGAGGAGAAGGCCAUGGGGGAAGUUCGCAGCAGAAAUACGCGAUUCAACGAGGCAUGGAGAAGGAGCUCGGUUAUGGCUCGGGACUUUCAACACUGCAGAAGAGGCUGCAAGGGCUUAUGACAGUGCUGCUUUUUCGAUGAGGGGUGCUCUUGCAAUUCUCAACUUUCCACGUGAGCAUGGUUUGCCAGAUAGUUCUGCUGCUUCUGCUGUUUCCUCACCAUCUUCAUCUUCGUCAUCCCCAACAUCCAUUUCAGCAUCAUCUUCAACAUUGCAGAAUGUGGAAGGCACAACUAGGACAGAACCCAGAAGAGAAGUCUUCGAGAUUGAGUGUUUAGAUGACAAGGUUUUAGAGGACCUUCUUGAUUUUGACAGGAAAGGCUAGAGAGAGUGACACUGAUGGGUGUACAUUCAUUUGAAAUUCAUUAUCUUCUACACCCUCCCUAACCUUUAAAUACCCAUUUAGAUUAUUAGUCAUUUCUUCCCUUCUGCACUGUUUGGUUCUGUUUUCUCUGUUCCAGGGUAGUAUGGGAUUUGAGUCCUAUGAAAAGUGUCGUGAGUUGUCAAUCUAGUCCACCUCUCUGUUUGAGUAUUAAUCAACCAUUUAAUAUCAAUCUGUCUUCUAAUCAUAACUUAUUUACUUGCGAGUUGCAACACAUUAAACAAUGAUUGGAUGUGAUGCGGUCAUUCCAGCUCGAUGUUUGGAAUAUGUUGCUAGC
Rosa chinensis is the source of this 860-nucleotide messenger RNA. RefSeq names its product ethylene-responsive transcription factor ERF096. Gene Ontology annotation, biological process: regulation of DNA-templated transcription; ethylene-activated signaling pathway. The transcript has a single exon. The coding region runs from base 74 to 526 and encodes 150 amino acids. Gene Ontology annotation, molecular function: DNA-binding transcription factor activity; DNA binding. The record is from RefSeq and is a predicted model, not a curated record. NCBI's taxonomy places the organism in Eukaryota, Viridiplantae, Streptophyta, Magnoliopsida, Rosales, Rosaceae.